AUGAAGAAAGGCAUGAUUACUUUCGGCGCUCUCGGUGACUACCGGAGUGCCGUCGUGCUAUGUGGUGGCUGUCACAACCACUACGAUCGGACCUCGAAUACGGGGUGGGUGUUUUUACCGACCAACCUGGAAUGGUUCGCCGAGUGGGAAAUGGAAGAUUUUGCGAGAAGAAAACAGAUCUUUGACCAGACCGGGAGAGAAAUGGAGAGAACAUACCCUACCGAGGAAGACUUUGAAAAACACCUACGAGCGAUCGGAAAACUAUCUGAUCCCGAUGACGGGAUGUGUCGUGGUGGAUUAUAUCAGAGCUACAUCCUUGAGGACAUGUUUGCACCAAUCAUGAUGUCAGCAUUGAAACAACUAGGGAUGACAGUUCCUGGUAGCUUUCCUGGAGGCCCAAAGCGAUGGCAUGGUGCACCAAUGGCCGCCAUAAACAGAGGCUUCGUUGUGACCGGUGCGCCUGAGAUGAAGCUACCAGAGAAGGAAUGGGAAUUGUUACGUACACUGCAGCGCCUUUACUCCCGGAAACUCUCGAAUGGCACCGGCAGCGACGAAACAUCGGGCGGCGGAGGUCAUGAGAUUUCACCACUACCACGGUUCGACCAAUCGCACGGAAGCAGCGCAGGAAAACAGCAACAAGAACACUCAAGCAAGACGGCAAAAGAGUCCACACCUGGAGUCCAAGGCCACGGUAGCGGGCUGCAAGAUUCCACUUGGCUAGGCAAUCCCACCGAUAGCGCCAUUGACGUGCGUUCGGAGGAUAACAGAAGGACUUGGAGAGGACGACGCAAUUCCAGUGCAAGAGACAACAAUCCAAGCGGGCGAGGCGUAGAGGGCGCUAAUCAGACUCGGCAGCACAAAAGGAGGCACACUCUUGAAGUUGACUUUGCGGAACAGGAGCCGGGCGUAAAUCCAGAGUCAUGGUGCUUCGGUCCGACUUCGAGUAGCGAUCACAAGAUCAAUAUACAUACCGGUCGCAAAACAUAUGCUGAAAUAGUCACAAACGGUAAUGAAGUUAGUCGAGCCAUUCAAUAUUCGCGGGGUGUAGAAACUACUACUAUACUUAAUAGUACCUAUCGAUAG
Fonsecaea erecta is the source of this 1083-nucleotide messenger RNA. RefSeq lists its product as hypothetical. Lineage: Eukaryota; Fungi; Ascomycota; Eurotiomycetes; Chaetothyriales; Herpotrichiellaceae. The record is from RefSeq and is a predicted model, not a curated record. Bases 1 to 1083 code for a protein of 360 amino acids. The transcript has a single exon.